UUGCCAUUAUGUAUUGUAACAUCCGUUUUACUAGUACUUGUUGUAUACCUCAUGGUAAAUGUGUCCUACUUCACAGUUUUGACCAAGGAGGAAUUUGUUUCGUCAUGGGCUGUGGCAGCGACGUGGGCGGAGUAUGUAAUGCCUGGAGCAGUUGUUAUCAUUCCAAUCACUGUAGCCUGCUCUGUGUAUGGUUCAAUGAAUGGAUCAGGAUUUAUUGUCGGGAGAAUACUUUUUGCAACAGCUCGUGUACAAUUGUUUCCUGAAUGCCUUAGUUACCUAAACGUCAACACAAAUAUUCCGGUACCAUCAACUAUGCUCAUAAGUAUAUUAGCCUUUGCGCUGAUAUUGCCCUCAGAUAUCAAGUCUCUGCUGAACAUGCUGGGGUUUCUAAGGUGGUUCUUUUAUGGUCUUGGUAUGAUAGCUCACAUUGUGCUCCGUUACAGGAUGAAGGAUGUAGACAGACCAUUGAAAGUUCCUAUAGUGGUUUCGGUCGUGGUGCUUGCUUUUUCUAUAUACUUAGUGGUAGCACCGUUUCUAGAACCGGUAAAGAUUGAAUUUUGGUAUGCAGUUGGAUUUUUGGUAUUAGGAGCUAUCCUCUACGUUCCUUUUGCUUUCUUCAAAUUGGGUUUGCCAGGAAUGGAUUAUAUAAACACAUUUGUUCAGAUGAUGACGCAAUCUGCACCACCCCAAGAAAUUGCAAUUUAAUAUCAGCACUUUUGUUCAGCCUGCAGAUUAAGGACUCUUUUUUUAUUAUAUAUUAUACAUUAUACAAUGCAUAUUUUCAUUAUUUUGUGUAUAUUUCUUAAAUGUGAAGGUCGUUAAAAACUUCCAAUUAUUAUGUGUUUUAAG
Mytilus trossulus (common blue mussel) is the source of this 849-nucleotide messenger RNA. Its product is annotated as b(0,+)-type amino acid transporter 1-like. The transcript has 6 exons. Gene Ontology annotation, biological process: amino acid transmembrane transport. Bases 52 to 705 code for a protein of 217 amino acids. Gene Ontology annotation, cellular component: membrane. Lineage: Eukaryota; Metazoa; Mollusca; Bivalvia; Mytilida; Mytilidae. Gene Ontology annotation, molecular function: L-amino acid transmembrane transporter activity. The record is from RefSeq and is a predicted model, not a curated record.